Macrobrachium nipponense is the source of this 2971-nucleotide messenger RNA. Its product is annotated as visual system homeobox 2-like. The record is from RefSeq and is a predicted model, not a curated record. Gene Ontology annotation, cellular component: nucleus. The coding region runs from base 580 to 2139 and encodes 519 amino acids. Lineage: Eukaryota; Metazoa; Arthropoda; Malacostraca; Decapoda; Palaemonidae. Gene Ontology annotation, biological process: regulation of transcription by RNA polymerase II. The transcript is spliced from 7 exons. Gene Ontology annotation, molecular function: sequence-specific double-stranded DNA binding; DNA-binding transcription factor activity, RNA polymerase II-specific.
GGCCGGAUCACCUCCCCACCUGAGCCACUCUGGGCCACAACCCCCCAGCCCGCCUGGCGCUCUCAUCCUUUGCCUCAUCAUCGUCGUCGUCGUCAUCAGCAGCAGCAGCAGCAGCUGCACUUCCACAUCGGCUGCCGCCCCCGCCGAGCGCCAGUCGCCGAUCUUGCCCCACGCGCGCACCAUCCUCACCAGCACCCAACCAACGCCGCCUCCGCCGCCGCGGCCGCCACGGCCUCACAAACUUCGUCGUCUCAUCGCUGCCGCCUCCGCCUCCGCCUCCUCCUCCUCCUCCUCCUACUCCUACUCCUACUCUCUUGCUCGGCGCGAUGCCGACGCCGCACUGACCCCUCACACUUCCUGAAUUACGGGGCUCUCAGAACACUCUCCGCUCACUCCUCUCUCUCUCCCUCUCUCUUCCUCUCUCGCACUCCUCGUCUGCCUCUCUCGCUCGUCCUCUCCUUUUCUCAUCUAAGGUCAUAUUACUUCGCUCUCGCUCUCUUUCACUCUCGCUCUCUCCCCUUCUCACUGGGAAGUGUUAAAAGAAAAGAUCAGUGUUGUUGAAGUAUUCAACGAGUCAAAAUGAAUCUACUCCAUCCAGACAGAGGGGCACUUUAUGCCAACAUGCUGGGCACCAUGGGGUCAAUGGGCACUAUGGGGGCGUCUUCCACAGCUGCAACAUUACCACAGAGGUCACCCUUCGCUAUCCAGGAACUUCUCGGACUUGGGUCAUCUUCAGAAGGCCAAAGGUCACCUCCCGGUUUGGGGGCAUCAAGUGGCUUGACCUCGUCUAUCACGCCCUCUGCCCUGGGCACCUCGCUGGGAACCUCAGCCUACACGGCAGCUCGCACCCUGGCAUCGCAGGCCUCUCAACUCCUCGAACCCCUGGUAGUGGGCGCAGGAGCGGGCAUGGGUGCCGGAAUGCGAGGGUAUUUCGGACAGUUCAACCCUUUCAGCCCGGGACCUCCUCAGAUGUUGGCCCUUGACCCCGCCCUCAGACACGAUGCCCAUCAUCAUAGUCACGCCCACUCAGGAUUCAGCUCCGACUCGCUAUUGGGUAAGACAGGCGAUCCAUCUUCUCUUGGUUUAUCGCGGAAGAAGAAGAAAAAGAGAAGACACAGGACCAUCUUCACAUCCUAUCAGUUGGAGGAAUUAGAGAAAGCAUUCAAGGACGCCCAUUAUCCGGACGUGUACGCUCGUGAGAUGCUCUCGCUUAAACUUGAUCUCCCCGAGGAUAGAAUACAGGUGUGGUUCCAGAACCGGCGGGCGAAGUGGCGGAAGACGGAGAAGACGUGGGGCAAGAGCACCAUUAUGGCAGAGUACGGCCUGUACGGAGCCAUGGUGCGACACUCGCUGCCAUUGCCCGAGACCAUCGUGAAGUCCGUAGAGGCCGGCGAAGAGUGCCCCGCACCCUGGCUGCUAGGUAUGGGUCCCUCACCAGGUAUGCACCGGAAGAGCAUGGAGGCGGCGCAGCAGCUGCAGAAGGCAGAGGCCGGAGAGAAAGACAACGAAGUGGAUAUCAAGAAUUCUGAUAUUACCCGAGAACACCUUCCUGGAGAGAUGGAUGGAAGUGGAAGAGGAGGGGGAGGAGGAGGAGGAGGAGGAGGAGGAGGAACAGGAGGUGGUGGAGAUGGAGGCGGAGGAGAAGGAGGAGGAGGAGGAGGAGGUGGAAGAGUUGGUGGAGGUGGAGGAGGAGCUGACAGUUCCGACGCAGGAGAAAGAGCAGGCGAAGGAGAGUCGAGAAUCAGCGGAAGAGGCGAUGCUGGAUUAGGAGCUCUGAGUGACGGAGACGACGGUGGGGAUUCCAGCGGGGAAGACGACCACAGCGACGCUGGAAGCCCCCCGGGCGAAAAACACCACCAGCAGCAACCCAACGAAGAUUUUAGAUCGAGCAGCAUCGCCGCCCUCCGCCAGAAGGCCCAGGAGCACAGCGCCCGCCUCCUGCAGAACGUUAGCCCUAGCAACCCCCUCGCCCACGUCCCCACCCCCGCGGAAAUGACCAACGCUUACCUUCACGCCCAUUCCCUACACCAACAACAACAACGACAUCAACAGCAACAACAACAACAACAACAGAUGAACGGUCCGCCUCCGCCGCCGCCUCCCACUCGACCACUUCAUCUUCAUCAAUCAUUAUACUGAGAUAUCAGCUCGUCCUCCUAACUGUGGAAAAAAUGAAUAAAAAAAAAUGUCAACCAUGAUGUCGGGGGUGAAAUCGGCGACUCGUCCUAAGCAAGUCGUCUUGAAAAGUCGCUGUGACUAGCUCCUUUGUUAACCUCCGGAUCAGUCACGAGAUUUCCCUAGUCAACUGCAGUUCAGCCCAAGUCCUCAGUCAAAUCAUAAUACCUUUCCACAUCAUUUUUUUUUUUCCGAAACUGGCAACAAUGGAAUAUUGUUUCGCUUCGUCAUCAUUUUUCAGGAAGAUGCGUUUUAAUCUGGAGACCUGACAUCUAUCUAAUGUAAUAAAAAGGAAAGUUUAAUAAUCAUAUACUGAAUCUACUGUGAUAUCUUAAACUGUGGUUGCAAACUUUUCCAUCUCAAUAGCAAUGAUUUGGUAUGAAAUGUCAUUAGUCAAUCAAGUUUGAAACAUUUCUUGUUGUUACGGCAUUUAAUGUAAGUUGCCGGGUGUUAUAUCAGAAUUCAUUCUUGAACCUUUCCAUUUUUCAGUUCAUAAUGUUUCUCAAGAACACACUUGACGAUUACCUUCCUGAUAUGGUAUUUAGAUAAUUUUGCAAUUCACCCUUACUCUAACAGUUAUUCUUUUUAUUAUCAAUCUCAAAAAAUCACCUAUGAAUUUCUCUCUCUCUCUCUCUCUCUCUCUCUCUCUCUCUCUCUCUCCUCUCUCUCUCUCUCGCAGAAGUCAGAAGAUCGAGCCUUUAAACCUCAAAAUCUUGAUCAUAUAAUUUUAGAUCUAAAGAAAGGCAUUGCUCUUGAUGCCUUGACGAAAAAUAACAAUCAAAUCAACAAGCAAGCU